Molecule: messenger RNA, 1107 nt
Organism: Lithohypha guttulata
Lineage: Eukaryota; Fungi; Ascomycota; Eurotiomycetes; Chaetothyriales; Trichomeriaceae
Exons: 2
Coding region: 1-1107 (368 amino acids)
Molecular function (GO): mannan endo-1,4-beta-mannosidase activity
Source: RefSeq, a predicted model, not a curated record
AUGUUACGAACGAGUUUGACCCUCCUCGCAGCGUCCGCGAUUGCUACAGCUCUGCCACAGGCUGUGCCUGCAACGUCUACCAGCUCUGCUCCAGUUUUUGAGAUCGACGGCGCAAAGCAGUACUUCGCGGGCACCAACACCUGGUGGCUAAGUCACAUCUUAUCUGACGAUGACGUCGAUCGUGCUUUAGCAGAGAUCGCUGCCAGUGAUUUGAAGGUGACCCGUGUAUGGGGGUUUGGAAACACCAACAACGGAGUGGAUCAGCCUGUCUACUUCCAGUAUCUCGACAAUACCACUAUGACGAUUACCAUCAACGAAGGUGCAAACGGCAUUCCAAGAUUGGAUUCUGUUGUUCGUUCAGCAGAGAAGCAUGGGGUCCAGCUGGUCCUCCCUAUGUUGAACAACUGGGAUGAUCUCGGCGGCAUCAACACAUACUGCAACUACUUUGGUUGCAACAAGACCACCUUCUGGACUGAUCCUGGUGCACAAGAAGCUUACAAGAAUUACGUGAGCUUUAUCGUUCAGCGAUACAAGGACUCUCCUGCUAUCUUCUCCUGGCAAUUGGCGAAUGAGCCUCGUUGCCCGAACUGCUCUACCAGUGUUAUCACAAAAUGGGCGCACGACGUGUCACGCUUGAUAAAAUCGUUGGAUCCAAACACCCGCGUCAGUCUUGGAGAUGAGGGCUGGCUUUGCGGAGGUGAAGACUACGCAUACAGCUGCAUCGAAGGAAUCGAUUUUGAGGCCAACCUGAAUAUUCCUACGCUCGACUACGGCACUGUACACAUGUACUAUGAUCAGUGGGGCUACACAUCUGACUGGGGCAACAAAUGGAUUACAGACCAUGCCGCGUUGGCCAAAAAGCACGGCAAACCCAUCGUUAUGGAGGAGUAUGGUGUGAAAUCCACAGUCUCAAAUCAGACUGAGAUCCUCCAGCAAUGGCACCAGACCAUCCUUGAUACUGAUAUUGCGUACGAUAGUUUCUGGCAAUUCGCGACUGACUUGACCGACCGUGACCCAUAUGACGAUUAUGCUAUCUAUUACGGGACUGAGUUAUACAAUCGGGUUGUGAUUCCGCAUUCCAAGGCGAUGUUAGCAAAACUGAUCUAG